Molecule: messenger RNA, 964 nt
Organism: Aphanomyces astaci
Lineage: Eukaryota; Oomycota; Saprolegniomycetes; Saprolegniales; Verrucalvaceae
Exons: 4
Coding region: 28-948 (306 amino acids)
Source: RefSeq, a predicted model, not a curated record
GUCAUUUUGUACGUUCACGACGCCGAGAUGGGCCACGGGUCGUCGGUUCACUCGAUGAAAUUCAAUUCCAUCCGCUCUACGAGCCGAAGGAGGUCCAUCAGCGGCAGGCGGCCGUCCAUCACUCACCCACCGACCAAAAAAUCUCACGACACAGAAGACAGUGUCCUCGGUCCAACGUACGACAAAAGCGACGGAGGCACGACGCUCGUCGAAGUCCCGUCCGAUUUUGCCACGUCGGUCCUCCCCACGCACACCAAGCUCCUGCUGCCUCUCGUUCAAAUGGGCGUGGACAUCCAAAGCCACAAGAUGACUGGCCACGGCGUGUUUCGAGGGGACGCGUACAGGUGGCUGCUGGUCCAGCUCGAGCUCAAGGUGUCCGUGGCCCAAGACUGCAUCCAUUCGUACGUUGGCCACUCCCAGCGCCUCGACCUGCGCGGCCAUCCGCAUCUGUUCAUCGCCGCCGACUACGUCGACUUUGUGUGCUCUCGGUCGGUGCCAGCACUUCUCGACUGCGUUGGCCACGCCACGUGGAACAUGCUCACGGACGUGCCGACGCACGCCGUGCGCACGACCAAAGUGCUGGACACGGCGGGCAAGGACAUUUGCUACGUGCAAGUGCGCAUCGAGAAUGGACACAGGCGCAACGUGCCUGUGGUCGUAAACGUCCUGUAUAAACGCACGGUCACGCCCCACCAAGUGAUGGUUGUGUUUCGAACGAUCCACGAAGACGACUUGUUCCCAAUGCCAACCCAACCGCUGCACAUUGGACUCAGUGGAUGGAUGAUAUUCAAGCAAGGCGUGGACUCUUGUUCUGAGCAAACGCUUGUCCGCGUCCAACUUCAAGAUGCAAUCGCAGGACCAGACCGAAGUGCAUGGUUAGCAAGCGUAGUCCAGAAGUGGUUUCAGGCCCAAGAAAGCUCGCUGCGGGUCCAAUUAUUGGCGAAAUAAAACACAUAUAGUGUGG